Apus apus (common swift) is the source of this 7672-nucleotide messenger RNA. It is a transcript of the gene IFNGR1, whose product is annotated as interferon gamma receptor 1. NCBI's taxonomy places the organism in Eukaryota, Metazoa, Chordata, Aves, Apodiformes, Apodidae. Bases 100 to 1416 code for a protein of 438 amino acids. Gene Ontology annotation, cellular component: membrane. Gene Ontology annotation, molecular function: cytokine receptor activity; cytokine binding. The transcript is spliced from 7 exons. The record is from RefSeq and is a predicted model, not a curated record.
CGCGCAGGCGCCGGGGCCGAGCCGAGCCGAGCCGAGCCGAGCCGAGCCGAGCCGAGCCAGGCUGGCGGCGGAGCAGGAACCCGAGCGGGCCCGCACGCCAUGCGGGUUCCCCUGGCCCUCCUAGCGCUGCUGGCGCUGCUGGCCCCGCGCCGGGGCGCGAUGUCCCGCGGGGAGCAGCUGCCCUCAGUGCCUCCACCACAGAAUGUUGCAGUAACAUCUGAAAAUUUCAAAACUGUCUUGCAUUGGCAGUACCCACCUAUGUCUGAAACCCCUCGUUUUAUUGUGGAAAUCAAACCCUACAUUGCAGGUUCCUAUAAGAUCGUCUCGACUUGUGUGAACAUUACAUAUAAUUUUUGCGAUCUCUCAAGGGAAAUACAAGAUCCUUUUGACUCUCACUGGCUGCACGUUAAAGCUGUCAUUGGGUCACAACAGUCUGAGUAUGUUGAGUCAAAUGAGUUUAUUUUGCAAAGGCAUGGAAAAAUAGGACCACCAAAACUGAAUCUCUCAAGGCAUGGUGAUAAAAUCAUGGUUGAUAUUUACCAUCCUCCAUUUCCAUCUCUGGAUCUUCCUUGGCUCAGAAGCAUUUAUUCAGGUCACAUGUACUCAGUCACUUCUUGGGAUGGUAAAAAUGAGAGUAAAGAAUGGGUUCCUGAAGAUGACUGUACAAUGGAUAAAUGUAGCCUCAACAUCCCAAUUGCUGCUGAAGGUUCCACAUACUGUGUUUCAGCAAAGGGAAGCUUCUAUGAUUAUCUGAUUGUUGGAACCCCAUCAGAAAAAAGCUGCAUUUAUGUUCCUCUCAAGCACAAAAUCAACACACAACACAUCAUCAUUCUGUGUGUUGGUAUUUUGAUCCUGUGUCUAAUUGUGACAGCGUUUUGUGGCUACAGGAAGCUAAGGAGGAAGAACAUAAUGUUGCCUAAGUCUCUGGCCAAUGUGAUAAGAAGCCUGAACACAGAUGGCAUUCUAGAAUCAAAGUCAGAGGCCAAGUAUGUAUGUGUAGUAGACGUCGUGCCAUGCCCGUCAGCCUGGCCAGUGAUUGGUGAAGUAACCUCAUUGGAGGGAGAGCCAAAAGAAGAAACUCUUAAUCCUGAGAAUUCCAGUGAAGAAGCAUCUUCACUUCCUCCCACAGAGGCACCGGCUAAAGCAGAAGAGGUGUCUGUGCAGGAAAGCAUGGAGGAGGUACCUUCUGAUAAUGAACACAGUCACAAAGUAAAAGAGAGUUACUUCAUUUCUGACAGUAGCCGAAUGGAUAUGUCCAGAAGCUCUUCAGAUCCAGAGGUUUCUGCUGUGGAAAUACAACAGUCAGUCGUUCCAAGAAGCCAGUUUUCAGGCUAUGACAAGCCUCAUGUUCCAUUAGAUAUGUUGAUUGAUGUUGGUGAAGAACAGCCUGUGAUUGCUUACAGGCCAACAGACUAACUAGGUUAGCUGAAGUGUUUGACCAGCACUCAGGAAGAACAGCAUUACUGAAGAUUAUGGAAAGUCUGGGUUAUAUUAUGAGCAUCUACAAGUUGUACUUGUUCUGAUUGAGCCAGAGUAACCAGUACACAACUGAUUACAGUGGGAUCCUGAAAUGAGACUGAAAGUAGUACCUAAGAAGGGCAUAAAAAAUGGGGAGAAAUUUCAUAAUAACCACUUUCAGAAAUGUUUAUGUAUAUGACAUAACUCACUGUUUCCUAUUUUAAAUUAUGCUCUGGUUCUUUAGCAGUACUUUAUAGAGAACAGACUUCAUGAAGGCAUAUGUCCUGGUUUGAGAGAACCAGGAUAAAAAUUUCCUAUAGCCAUGCUAACCCAAGACCUUCUGGGCACCCCCCAGCUGCUGCCAGCCUUUAGACGUGGCAGGUACAAUGGUGGUGAACAGCUAUGCCUGUGGAGUGAGUCGGUAGAUCCAGUCACAGUGUUCCUGCCCGUGGUGCUCAGUGUAAAAUAGCUCGUCAGAGAGGCCUCUCUGGAUGAUGUGCUGGAGUCAGUUUGUUUGUCAUUGCUCCCUCUGCGGUUCCUUCAUCCUCUUUUAUAACCAGGAGCAGUGUUCAUCCAGAUUGCCUUCUUUUGCCUCCCUGAGUAGGACCAGCUCGGCUUCUCCAAAGUUUUGUGGACUGUCACCAGGACCCUGGACACAGGCACCCCAAUCUGCAGCAGAGUCCGGUUUGGGACUUUUCUGGUCAGGAAGUAAUUACCAGCUGAGGAGCACUGGUUCCAUAUUUAGAUAUUUGUAUAUAUUUGUAGCUCACCGUCAUUAUUACUACUUCAUUAAACCUAUUCCAGGUUUGGUUUUUUUCCAGCCUUGAAGUCUUUCUCACUUAGUCCAGUUAUUGUCUUUCCCCGUGAGGGUAGUGGGGGGGAUAAUGGAGAGCAUCUGUCACCUGGUUAUUGACUAAAACCAUGACAGAUUUAUUGGUGCCCAAAGCAGGGCACAAACCCACAACUCUGAGAUUGUCUCAUGCUGUGCCACCUGACCAAGCCAGGCAUGAUGGUUUUAUUUGAAGCGUCUGGCAGAAAGCACCAGGGGACACCUGAGGUGGUCCCCUAGGAUUCUGGAGUUGGGGUUAUAGAGGCUCAGAGGCCAGUUAAACUCUGACAGAAAAAGAGAUAUCGGUCACCUAGGAAGGAGUUGGAGCUGCUUCAGAAGAAAUUGGCACUGAGGCACAGCUCAUCCUGGCACUAUGCCUGCCAGUCCUGACCUGGAUGUGCAAGGGAAAGGAAACAUCUACCCACCACGCCACUAGUGCUACCUGUCCUAAUAACACGGAGAGCACAAACAGGGAGUAUAGAUUGCUCAGGCAUUGUGGAGGCAAUCACAAUUGACCUGAGGGUACAGCAUUCAGAAUGCCACUGGAAGUUGUAGUGACCCAUGCUGGGGAAGCCCUCACGUAUAAAGACCUCUCAGAGCAGGAUAAAUGCUACCUUCUUUUCACCAACGGAUCCUGACACCUUUUAGGGAACCAGUGGAGAUGGAAAGCUGCAGUAUGGAGCCCUACUCAACAGGUUGCAGAAGCAAAGGAGUGAGAAGGUGAAUCUUGAGCCAAUUUGCAAAGGUCAAAGCCAUCCAGCUGGCCCUGGACAUCACUGGGCAGGAGAAGUGGCCAGUGCUUUACCUGUACAUCAAACUCUGGAUAGUAGCAAAUGCUUUAUUGUGGUGGCUGAAAAGGUGGAAGCAGGAAAAAUGGCAGCAGAAGGGGAAACCAGUUUGGACAGGUGACCUGUGGCAGGGUGUUGCUGCCUGGGUGGAUAAAUUAGUGGUGAGGGUAUGACAUGUAGAUGCCCACAUGUGUAGAAACCAGGCUACUGAGGAGUGUAGAAACAACCGUCAGGUAAACCAGGCUGUUGAGCCUGGUUCCAAAUAGAUAAAGUUUGGGAACAAAAAGGUGAAUAAUUCUUAGCUUGGUGGGCCUAUGGUGCUUCCUGUGUUCCAAUUUUUAAAAGUUCCGCUACCCAUUGCUUUCAGAGUGUUUUUUAGCAAGCCAUUAUGACAUUCAGUCUUUCCAGAGGCUGGUGCAUGAUGAGGGAUAUGACAAAUCUAUACUGUGCCCUUUGGUCCAGUUACUUAUUAGGUUGUUUUUGAAAUGAGUCCCGUGGUCUGACUCAGUCCUCUCUGGGACCCCAUGCUGCCAUAAAAUUUGCUUUUCAAGGCUCAAAAUAGUAUUGCAGGCAGUGACACAUGAGGCACAGGAUACAUUUUCAGCCAUCCGGUGCUUGCUUCCACCAUCGUAAGCAUGUAGUUAUUACCCUAGCAAGUUUGAGGUGGUGUGGUAUAAUCUGUCUGCCAGGCCUCUCUUUUUUUGUAUUCAAGCCAACAUCCCUUAUACCACAAAGGUUUUAACUGUGGCCUGCUUAGUGGCAGCCCAAGAAUUACACUCAUGGAUAACCUGGGUGAUAACAUCCAUGGUUAAAUUCACCCCUAGGUUCUGAGGUAAUCUGUAUGUUCCAUCAACAAUGGGUGGCUGAACUUUGAAAAUCUGGGACAUUUAGUACAAGCCACCUGGCUAGCUAAUACCAGAGGACUGAUCAGUUGAAAGGUCCUGCCCAAUCAGACCUUUUACAUACAGUGGAAGGGGAUAACCCCCCUGUUGUGUAUGAAAGGAGCCUCUUGGGAAAAGGUGUGUGGAUUUCUUUGCCCCUGAUCAAAGGCAAAAACCCAUCCGUGGGUUUGUCUCUGCUCAAGGCCCUGGACACACCUGGUGUGUGAUGCAGGAGGAUGGUGAGGUCCAGCGUGUGCCACAGGAUAAUUUGACUCUUCAGAGUCAGCUCCUCAAAGAGCCCUCUCCUGGCCUGUCUGGGUGGUGUUCUGGCUGGGUUGGGGUCAGUUUGUUAUGGCUCCCUCUGCUGUUCCUGCAUCCUGUUGUAUCGCCAGACAACAUCUUUCAUCCAGACAGAUUGCCUCCUUCUGCCUCCCUGAGUAGGACCAGUUCGGCUUCUCCAAGGUCUUGCAGACUGUCACCAGGACCCUGGACUUGGAUAGCAGAGUAUCUGCCACCUGGUUAUUGACUAAAGCCAUAAUAGAGUAUAAAGAACCAGCUCUCAUCAUUCCCUUCUGUUCAAAUCCUUUUCAAAAUUUAUUUUUUAACCUAAUGCUUAAGAAGUUCUUCAUUUGGUUAUGAGAGAUGUGCAAGAAAUGCUUGAGAGUUUUUGUCUUUACUGGAGAUAUUCUUUUGCUUGUUUGUUGGGUUUUUUUCCUCUGCAAGAGUUUCUUUCCAGUAACCCAAGUGCUACUAUUUCUUUUAAGUAAGAAUAUGCCUGUGACCUUUUCCUGUGUAUCUUAAGAAUUUGAUUCCAUAGCCAAGAACCAGUUAUUUAUAGUCUUCUCUGCAACUAGAAGUAGGUGCUUCCAGGAACAUCCCUUUGUACAUUUCAGUGAGUAAAUGGUAAGACUUUUUCCUUUGCAAUGUAAGUUCUGUGACUAAAAAAACUGUUUUAAAAAAUGCUGUUAUAUCUGUUUAGCUGCAUCUAUUUGGAUCACCUAGGUAUGCUAUGUAACUCUGUCAUAUUAUGGAUAACUCCUGUACUAACAUGCUGGCUGAUCAAUGGGAAAAAAAAAAAAAAAAAAGGUGUGUAAUAAGUGUUUGCACAAAGUUUUUAGAAAAUAUUUUCCAAAAAAAGCCUGCUUUUCUCCAGAAUGUUUUUAUCCCAGUUCUUAUAACAAUAUGAAUUCUAAUAGAAAUCAACAGGACUUCUACCAAACAUGUUUUCUAGGAGGUUGACAUUGAGUAUAACUUUCCCCUCGUGACGUUGCCAGAAGGCUUUGAAAAUCAGAAUUAAGUUGCACUUGAAAUGUCAUCUCAACUCACUUUUCAGUUAAUAGUAUAUGGUUCACCACUGGUGUGUACUUUUAACAGCUGGUCUACAAAGGAGAUGAGCACCUGCAUCUUGUGCAGAGCUUGAAGAUGAAAUAAUUUCUUUCAGGUUUUGUAGAUUGGUUGAUAAAUGCGAACUGCCAUAAGAUCUCAGGAUUUAUAAAUGUCAGGUAAGUGUUUAACUUAAAACUCAGUUCCAAAGGCAGAAAUGGGGUGUUAGAAACUGUGCAGUUAGUGUGGUUCUUGGGAAGAAGUUUCUAAGCAGACAAAUUGCUGCGUGUCGUCCUUGCUACUGCUCAGAGUAUUUCAUCUUUGUGCUAUGUGUAGCUUGUGUUCAUUCUGCCAGUUUUCGUCAAAAGAAAACAAACCAAAAAUGUUGCUGUUGUCCAAAUCAGCAGGAACUGGCCAUAGUAGUCAUUCCAUUUGGUAUAUGUGCCUUAAAACUGUUCUGUCACAAGUGUGUCAUUUCUUGGAAGUGUUAGAUUUCCAUUCUUGCAGUGUGUGUUGAAACCUCGGUGCUGUUAGAAAAAUUAACUAAGACUCAGCCUCUUAGAUUUGUGUGAACAUAAGAGAUCACUAAGUGUAUUCUGCUCUUGAAGGUUUUCCUUUGCUGCUCCACUGGAAGAGGAAUGGUAGUUUUGCCUGUGUGAGGGCAAGAAAUUACAAAACCAAGCGACUGUCUUGGAUUAUUUUCUCUGCCCCCUGCAACACCUUGUACGUUGUCCUAAAUCUUUCAAGUCCUGUGUGAAUAAAAGGAACCAGCCAGCUGCUAGGAUAUAAUUAAGGGCAAAUUAAGGACAAGGAUGUUAAGAUCAAUCAGAAAUGACACAGAAAUAUAUUGUGGGCAAAUGGGGAAAAUUCAGCAUGGCAGAUAGUUGCCUAUAAUGGGAAGGCACUGUUAUUAUGCAAGCUGAAAAUCAAGCACAGAAGUGUGAGCUCUUUGUGCUGUACAACAUAUGUAUAUAUAUGUAUGUGCAUAAAUGACAUCUUCUGGUAACUAUCACAAGGCUAAAUUUAUUUUUUUAAUUAAAAUUUCUGAAUUGUAAUUACAAAAGCCACUGAAUUAUCACCCUCUCUGCAGGUAUGUCCUCUGUGUGCAGUAUAUUUAACAAGUAGCCAAGAGCAGGGGGGUAGUUCAGAUGUUUAAAUUGCUCAGGCCAACUUGCAGGUUUUAUAAUUCUGAAAUAAGGGUCUGCAAAGCACCUGAUUCUUUUAUUAGCUGUGACUAGCUGAAGACGUGAGGCCACAGUGAGACAAGAAUGUGUUCCCUGAGUGAAGAAGCUCUAUUUACCCCAGUCUUGUGUUCCAGCAGUUGCUAGUAGUGGUAUUAAGAGCAAGCCUAAAAACAGGACAAAUGCGUGAUGGUAUUUCUGCUAGGAUGAAAUCCAGCAGUCUUAGGGCUUCUUGGAACAGGGAACAUGGAAAUCCCUUUCCAGUUACAGCUGAUUAGCCUUGCGUUUGCAGUUCUGUAAUACCAAAUAUCUGAGCCAUCUGGUUAAGAAGCUGCCAGGUAGUAUUUAUAUAUGCACUUUCACUUAACUAUUAAAUUAGUUUAAUAAAUUAAUAGUCUUUUGAUGAAGAAGUAAUUUUAAGCUUCUGGAUAUUCAUGCAUAGCACCUUGACAAAGGCUAUUAAAGUGCCUAACACUUCCGGGUUCAAAAUAAUUCAAUAUUCAUGCCUCUUACAGACAUACAAGCUAUCCAGUGUGACACAUGUAGAAGGUUUCACCACUUCAGGCUGUUUCAGGUGGUGUAGUACUGCACUAGUUAAGAUUGCAGGAACAGAAACUUGCAUGAGAAGAGCUGUUUUUCUCAAGGGUUGAAAUAACUGGUUGCUCUGAAGUGGUGCCAUGUAAACAGUUCAGUAUUAAUACUAAGAGCUAUUGCCCUUUGUUCAAAUUAAUUGUUUCAGCAUGUCUCAAAAAAACCCCAAAAAAACCAAACCAAACACAAAGCACCUUUCAUCUCUCAGAAUUAAGUGACCUGCAUUGAUUUCUUUAGUGUGGUUUUUAAAAAUUCAGUCCUUUAAGUAUGAAGCCCUUGUUUAUUAAUACACUUUCUGUCUUCUCUAAAUGUAUACAAUAAUUGGGCUACUUGGGACCUCCAGGGGUCUGUGGUUCAUUCUUCUCCCCAGAACUGCAUUGUUCUUCCUACACACAUGCUAAAAGAAUCCACAGCCCCAUCAGGCAAUUUAUUCUAGGAGUUCUUUACCCUUAGAAAGUGAUUUAUAAUGUUUAAUGCAAGUCUUCCUGACUUCAGAAACUUAAUUAUCCACAAUGGGGCAGUUGACCAUGCUUUGGUUCUUGUUUGAAAUUUGUACUUGUAAAUACUGUACAUUUUAAAUAUUUUUAGCUGGAAUAAAAAAAAUAUAUUUCAGAAGACAAA